Molecule: messenger RNA, 2741 nt
Organism: Daldinia loculata
Lineage: Eukaryota; Fungi; Ascomycota; Sordariomycetes; Xylariales; Hypoxylaceae
Product: glycoside hydrolase family 16 protein
Exons: 8
Coding region: 380-2476 (698 amino acids)
Biological process (GO): glucan catabolic process
Molecular function (GO): hydrolase activity, hydrolyzing O-glycosyl compounds
Source: RefSeq, a predicted model, not a curated record
UAGCUGAACCUGAGACUUUCUCCGCGUUGCUAGAGCACCCAUGUCUUACCCACGUUAGCUAGAGCUUCCACUGCAACUUCAGGUCUUAUUAGCAUUCUCCAUCCCACUACCGCGUCUUUGUAUAGAGUAUAGACAUUCCACCAAAACCGCGAUCAUGACCAUAUCAACAGUUUGCUUCAAAUACGGGCUUAAAAGUCCUUCAGUUUGGUCUUCUAAUCCCAGGCCAGGUCGUUUCUUACAAUUCAUUCUUUUCUCUGCUAACAAGCUUAGUCACUCUUUUACCCUCAACUUCUCUUCUUACUUCGCUCUUUUCUAAGCCUUUAAGUCGCUCCUUUACUUUAUUCGUCAUUUUGGACAUUCAUUUGGGCUAGUCACCGUAAUGGCAACGGGAUAUUCACUCACUACGCAUUAUGCCGGCCAGGGGCUGCUUGAUAGCUUCAGUUUCUUUACCGGGAACGAUCCCAGCCAUGGCUUUGUUGAUUACCAAAGUAAAGAGGACGCUUUAGCUAAGAACCUAGUUUCUAUUGAGAGCGAUUCCAAUAGCGUGAGACUCGGCGUUGACUCAAACAAUACGUAUUCGACUAGCGAUAAGGGGCGGCCCAGCGUACGGCUAACGAGUGAUGAUGCGUUUACUCAUGGUCUUUUUAUCGCGGAUAUAUAUCAUAUGCCAGCGUCGACAUGCGGCACUUGGCCUUCAUUUUGGGCUUUCAAUAACCAAGAUAACGGAGCGGAAUGGCCUUCAGGAGGUGAACUGGACAUCAUAGAUGGCGCCAACACCGCCCAACGAAACCUAUACUCUGCUCAUACAACUACAGGAUGCAAAUCUCCUAGUGCUGGUUUCACUGGGAAGCAAGGUCGAGCAAACUGCUCGCCAACCCUUGAUAACAUUGGCUGCGAGACUGUAUCCCCUCCAUCCGACACUACUUCAUAUGGCGACGCUUUUAACGCCGAAGGCGGUGGCGUGUACGCUCUAGAGUGGGAUUCUGAAGACCUGAAAUUAUGGCAUUUCCCACGCUCUACGAUCCCCGAUAACAUCGUGUACGCUCACGUCCUAGGACCUGAUCCUUCGACCUGGGGACCACCACAGGCCGUUUUCGGCGGCUCUUCUUGCAGUCCUGACGAAUACUUCUUCAACAUGAGCCUCGUAUUAAAUAUAAACUUCUGUGGCGAUUAUGCAGGCAAAAUCUGGGGUAAAGCUGACCAGUGCAACCGCCUCGCCCCUACGUGUGAGGAAUUCGUUGCUGGGAAUCCUGAUAGUUUCCAAAGCGCUUACUGGGAUAUCAAUUUCAUCGACGUCUAUCAAAUGGGACCGUUGUCAGAUAUGACGAUAGCGCCCCUUUCCGCCAACGCCACAUCCUCGAGUAUUUCAUCACCAUCUAGCGUAACAGAGGCUCCAACCGGCGUAGUUCCAACUCAUACCCGCACCAUCACGUUAUCCACAAUAAAACCUACCGAGACUGGCGGCGCCGCGAUACAUCCAAGGGACAUUAACGACCACACUCUUCUCGGGUGUUUCCGGCCCCAUGGGAACUACGAGGAAUUCGCGCAGGUUAGGUCGGCGGCAGAUAUGGACAAAAAAGCCUGCGUGUCUGCUUGUGCUGGACACAAGUAUGCUGGUGUGCAGGGCGACACGUGCUACUGCGCCAAUACACUUAGAGAAGCAAGCAGAGUCGAGAAUGAGCGGUGCAAUACGCCGUGUCCUGGAAACGGACACGAAAUCUGCGGCGGUCUCAUCGACUCAGCUUCGACACGAGGAUCGCCCAGCCACUCUCUCCCAACAAAUUCCUCCGCAUCGUCAUCUCAACCUCACCACAGUACCUCUAUGGACGAUAUAUUACUCACAGUCUACGGAAACCUAUCCAACCAACCCGCGCCCCCGGCCGCACCCGCAAUGGGCGGCAGCCACUAUCACCCAUCAGUAAAACCAGCACAUAACCCGACGGUAACAUCCGACGUAACUAUAACAUACACAACCGUAUGUGCCUCAAACCCAGCAAAACUGGUAGAAGUAGAAUACCACACGACAGUAACAUACGCACAAUGCACCUGCACCAAAUCCCACCCCGAGCCAGCCUACCCGACGGCCAAGGUCCCUCCCCCAGCAGCGCUCGCCGCCAUACCCAUGAAAAUGUACAAGGCGACAUGUCAAGCAUGCGGUCCGCACGGCGAGAGUACCGUGACGUUGACCAUGCCAAUAGCUGUGUAUACCUCCAAGGUCGUCGUUACCGCUACGGCCGUGCAGACUGUCAUUCCUUUCAUUAGCAACGGGGCUGGUCUCGCGAACGGGACGACCGCAGCCGUGGCGAUGGCUACUUUCACUCCUCCGCCUCCACCUAGUCCUCGACCUAGUAGCAGUAACGUAAAGCCCCUCGUAGCUGCGGCCCCUCCUCGCAGUGAGACCCUGAGCGCGGUACAAAUGGUUGGCUGGGGCGUGGUGGCGUGGUUUGGUCUGUUUGGGAUUAUGCUUAUCUUAUGAUGAUGUCUACCUACUUUAUAUGUUCUCUUUCUUUAUACUAUUUCAUUUCUUCGGGUCGGUCGGUUGUCUACAUUUCCUUUCCUUGGUCUCUCUUGUAUAACGUAUAUGGUGUGGAGUUCAUGGAAUCGGGGGAGGGUUGGCGUGAUUCGGUUUAUAUCUAGAGACUGCAGCACGGCAGCAUGAUGACGAUGACGAAUUUCUAGAAGUAGGAUUCGGGUUGUAAGCUUUUAUGCUAUGUUCAGUUACCAGCUAGCCCGUGUCAAUA